Molecule: messenger RNA, 561 nt
Organism: Guillardia theta CCMP2712
Lineage: Eukaryota; Cryptophyceae; Pyrenomonadales; Geminigeraceae
Exons: 7
Coding region: 1-561 (186 amino acids)
Source: RefSeq, a predicted model, not a curated record
AUGACAUUGCACUUUAACAAGACUUGCUUCUUUGGUGUUGUUCUUUCCGACAAGACGUGGAGGGCGCAGGAUCUAUCGUUUUCACUCCCUCAAGGGACCACUCUCGCCACGUGCCCACCAGACAUCAUCGACCAUCUUCAAACGCUGCACGUCCCCGAGGUGAUGAAAGCGUUUCAUGUCGGAGCUCUUGGACGAGAAGGGUACAAGACAGGAGGCGACGCGAUCGUUGCCCUCCCUUCCAUCGACAUGUUCUGCUUCGGGCUUUUCCUCUUCCACGCUGUGACAGGAAGCCCACAGGGAACUCGCGCUGAAGAGCUCGGACCUCCAGCCUCCAUCGACCAGCUCCGAAGAUAUUGUCGUCAGCUUCCUCUUCCGCAAGAGGCAAUGCGUGAGUUCGAUGGGAGUUACGCCAAGGAGAUCGAGAGGAGGAGGAUACUUUCAUCGGCCAGCUUACAGACAGCUGCUAGUAUCAGGAACCAGGCUCUCAAGAACGCCGUUCGUAGCAUGCCGCCAAGAAUGCGGGAGGUUCUCCUCCAAAGUGCCCAGACGGCUUUGGAGUGA